GCGCUCCUACUUAAACCCUCGACCCUGAGGGUCAAAAUACAGUGUCCGUUUUCUUUGCCCGAUGAGAGUGCUCUUGGAAAAGUUUCCCCUUAGAUUUGUAUAUUUAAGUACAUUACUUUAUUACAAUUAUUACCAUACUGAAGAAAAAUGAAAAGCAUGGGGAGAAUAAUUUUCCUCGUGGUGUGUGCUGUGCUCUUUCAACGUUCGUCUUAUGCAGGGUCUUCUUGCCCUUCGGUAGAUAGAGUGUAUCCGUGCUUCUGCACUUCGGACAAUCAGCGGACAUUGCUGAUCUGUACAGGAAUACGGAAUUCUACACACUUAGAACAGGUUACCAAGUCUUUCAAAAGCAUGAUCGUCGACCGCUUGGUAAUGCUGAACACCUUCUCAAAGAUUGAAGAUGAAGAACUAGACGACAUGAAUGAAAUUGAAGUUAUCCCUACUCCCGAUCCAGAUUCUAAAGAGUACAAACAAAUGAACAUCUUUCCAAAAAAAUGGUUGUCUGCUCUGCGAGUUCGGGAGCUGGAGAUCCAGGGAGGUAAUCUGCACAACUGCUUUUUGUGCAAUGAAGCUCUGGAAGGGCAAGCUGAGUUCCUGACUAGUUUAAUUGCCAAGAAUGCUGGAUUGAGUGGUCACGUGUGCUCCACUUGCUCCUUGGGAUCGAAUCCAUCGUCCCUGUCCACGAGGGAGUUCAAGAAAACCCCUCUGGUGGAGACCGUAGACCUCUCCUACAAUGCUAUUGAUGUGAUCGACGGCGCCGCAUUCCCUUCUACCAUGAAGGAGUUGAAGACGAUCAUUUUGUCCAACAACCAGCUGACUCGCAUCAAUGACAAUGCCUUCUCCAACCUCCAUCAACUAACCGCACUGGACCUGUCGAGAAACCAACUGACCUCCUUCAGCAGGAAGAUCUUCAGAUCAGAUGACAGAUCUCUGAGAUCUCUGGAUUUAAGUUACAACGCUAUUCUGUCUCUUCCGAGCGAUAUGUUCGAUAGGAUUCAAGUCUUGCGUGAAGUGAAAUUGAGUUACAAUCUGAUAACUACGCUCCCUAACACUACUUGGACCAAAAUGCCAGUGCUAACAGAAAGAAUUGAUCUUAGAGGUAAUUUCUUGGUAUGUAAUUGCUCAAUGAAGUGGCUCAGAACAAAUAUCAACAAAUCAACCAAAAUACUGGCUCAGUGCCUUUUGCCUAAAGCAGUAGAAUUCCAGGACUUGAAACCGAAUCUAGCUUCUCUGCAGUCUUGCUGAUUGAUGUGUGAAUGAUGAGGAAGUGAAUCUCUCAAUUCAGAACAUAAGGGAUUUCAUUUUCUCUCAAAACUCAAUCCUUUUUUUUUUCUUUUUUCUUUUUUUUUUUUUUUUUUUUAUCAGGGUUUGAAACUGACGCUUUUUUCACGCCUUGUUGAUUGAUGUAGGAAUGAUGAGAAAGUGAAUCUCUCAAUUCAGUACGUGAGGGAUUUCAUUUCCUCUCAAAACUCAAUCCUUUUUACUAUCAGGAUUUGAAGUACUUAACUUUUCUAUUAUAAAAAAUGGAAAAAUAAUAAAGUUUUGUUAUUCUACGUUGA
Uloborus diversus is the source of this 1556-nucleotide messenger RNA. Its product is annotated as protein slit-like. Bases 148 to 1242 code for a protein of 364 amino acids. The record is from RefSeq and is a predicted model, not a curated record. Gene Ontology annotation, molecular function: protein binding. Lineage: Eukaryota; Metazoa; Arthropoda; Arachnida; Araneae; Uloboridae. The transcript has 6 exons.